Molecule: messenger RNA, 1742 nt
Organism: Frieseomelitta varia
Lineage: Eukaryota; Metazoa; Arthropoda; Insecta; Hymenoptera; Apidae
Exons: 3
Coding region: 84-926 (280 amino acids)
Source: RefSeq, a predicted model, not a curated record
CUGGCUGUCGUCAAACUCGUGGAUUUGUGACCGGCCUAAUAACGAUUGUCACGACGCACGGCCGUGAUGCGUUUCGCGGGUUCAUGCGAAAUCGUCACCCACGUUUCCGAUUAAAUUUACACACGAUGGCCCACGCUUCUCCACUGGGUCCUUUCACUCGACAAUCGAAACGUUUGUCAAACGAUUUAUUUGGUCUCGCAAUUCGCGUUUCAGAAUUCGCCAGUGGGAACACACCGUCGACUGUAGCUGUAUAUAACGAAUCGAGUCCCAAGCAAGUGGGAACGUUGAACGAACAGACAAGAAAAAACGAGAAGAUAUCAUUGAAAGGGAUCAAAGGUAAAGGAAAAGCGAUGUUCACGACGGUGAUUUUUGCACUGAACACACUGUGGAUGGUGUGUGAAGCAGUACCGUUGCUUGAUAUGAGAAACAGCUUGGAACAGGACGCAUUGGACGCGAUAGUGUCUUGUUCGUCGAAUGAAGACUGUUGGAAUUGGCUGUCGGUACAGGUUCACAAAAAUGUCCCCUUGAUCUCAAGGAGUCAGAAUCUUCCCGCAUCAAGAAUGAACAUACGACGAGAAGCUUCAAACUUAGAUCCGAACGCGAUAAUAGAAACGUGGGAUGACAAUUCGGUAACUACCAAGCAAAUUGGGAACAGAUUGUCGAAAAAGGAUGCUGUUAUGUCACGUAGCUGGGGUGCCGGUGGCAUGCCCUUCUCUGUCCUAUAUAUGAAUCCACACGGUCCUCGUGGAAACCACGCCAGUACUUCUCAACAACAAGAACUGGGAAGAACUGAAAGUACAACACCCAUAAUGCACCCAAACAAACGCAUUGCUUUACGUAACGGAAGUUCCACGCAACCAAAAAGACAAUACUCGAUAAUACCACAGUUUUUUAGAUCAUACGGAUGGGUUCCGUUUGGCAAAUGAAAAGAAUCUGCUCUACUCACACAACAUCACUACAACUGCAAUACUGAUCUCAUAAUUUUACUAUACCGAGAAAUCAACUGUAGAGAUAUUUAGUUAUAUCUAGUUAUAACUGAGCGUCAUAUUUUGGAUAAAUGACAAUCUGAAAAUAACUUCUUCAAAUUGUUCGUUAUCUGUUUAUACGUACUUUUGAAAUAUUUUCUUCAAGUUUUUAAUUUGAUUUACUAAAGAGUUUCUUAACUUUUGUUAACAAUAAGUAAUUAUUUAAGAAAUCGCCUACUUCUUUAAAUUUUCGUUAAAGCUUCAGUUUCGAAAGUUGAAAUUUUACUACUUCUUUUGGUGACUCUACCUCAUUACGUACAAAAUUACCAUUCUUUUUUGCUUACACGAUUCAAAAACACAAUAAAAUAAAUUUUUACUUUCUACUUAAAAGGAAAAUUUAUGUUUAGCUACGUUUGGUUGUAUUAAAAUCAAUUUCUCUACACGUAUAUUUAAAAACAUAAUCUAAUUUAAGUUGUUAUAAUAAGAAAUUAUUUAACUUACCAUUCAUUUCUUUCAUUGCUUUGAUGAAGUCUUGUGGGUCUUUGAACGAUACAAAUCCAAAUCCUUUCGUUUUGUUUGUUCUUUUGUCUCUAACUACUUUUGCUUUUUGAAAGCUUGGAUACUUUCCAAAGACUCUCACCAACAUUUCAUCCGUGACGUCGUUUCCCAAAUCUCCGCAAAAUAUUCUGAAAUCAUCUGUAAUACAAAAAAAAAAAAUAUGUAAAAUAUAUUUAAAGCAAAAUAAAAUUUACAAAGGAUGUAAACAUGAAUAGAUAA